UGAGUAUGGUUAACUUCAGGUCAGAGUGGAGGGACCUAGCGGGGUGGGCCCCCUACAACCUCCCCCUCAACACCUCCUCCAACCAGGCCGCUAAACUUUACGACGCUGCCCUGGACCAGCUCGCUUACUACUACAAUGACCCUGUGUUAGAUGGCGUGGGAGAGACUAUGGUGAGGAUGCUUGCGGAGGAUCCGAGUUUUGUGGCGGGAAACCUGCUGAAACACAGCAUGGAGUUGUUUGGGAGUAACAGUGACCCAGCUAGGGUUAGGUUUGAUGAGUAUUGUGGGACACUAGAUAUGGCGGGGCUGAAUCAUUGGGAAACAGAACAUAUUGCUGCUGUUAGGUGUUUUUACAAAGAGGAUCUGAUCGGAGCUAUGGAGAAAUACUCUGCUAUUUCCCGUCAAUACCCCUACGAUCUACACAGCUUUAAUUUCGGGUAUGUCCUGGGUUUGAUAAACGGUAAAACCUCCUACCUCAGAGACGUACCACUUGGCGUGGUAGAACGAUACAAACCCCACAUGCCCCAUUAUGGGCUAGUGCAUGGUAAACUGUGUUUUGGGCACGCUGAGAUGGGUGAGUAUGAGGAGGCUAAGCGGUGUGGGGAUAUCGCUCUGGAGGCAUUUCCUCUUGAUUCGUGGGCUGUACAUGCUAUGGCGCACACUUACGAGAAUCAGUCGAAACCGAAAGAGGUUGUGAAAAUGUUGGAUGAGACUUCCAAACAUUGGACUCGAGGAGUUUGUUUCAGUCAGCACAUUCACUGGCACCAAGCCAAUGCCCAUACCCAACUGGGUGAGUAUGAAGCUGCCCUCACUAUCUACGAUACGCACGUGGGACACUGUGCUAGGGGAGGCGAUGUGUUCCCUCUGUCUGACGCUAGUUCUCUGCUAAUGAGGUUAAAGGUAGACGGUCAAAAGACGGGUGGGAGAGAGGAAAUACUGGCUGAUCUGUGGUCACAACACAACGAUGAGUUCACCUCUUUGUUCUACGACGGACACUCCGCUAUCGCAGCCGCAAUGGUGGGUGACACCUCCAGUCUGGAUACCUUACUGGAGAAUAUGAGGGAGUUUGUAGCGGGAGAUAGAAGUGGAUGGAACAAGGUUGUAACCUCUACACACGGAGUAGAGCUGGUGGAGGGGAUCAGACUGAUGAGUGGUGGAGACUACACUGCUGCUACAGAUAAACUCCUGCUCUGUGUUCCUGGUGUUAUCAAGAUGAUGCACGGGUCUAAAGCACAGAAGAGCAUCUUCUCUAUAGUGCUGAUGCACUGUGCACUGUUAUCAGGGACGACUGAGCACCUGUGCGCGGCGGAGCAGCAUAUGAAGGAGCUGAUGGCAUGGAACAAAGUGUCGACUUUGCCGCCGUUACAGCAGAGGCUCUGGGAUAAGAUUCAGCUGCAGCAUUCAAAACAUUGAGUUUAAGUCUGGUUAUCUGCCUGUUGGGUUAUACUCCUGAUAAAGGCACUAUUGGAAUUAGUUCUGUAAUCUUGGGUAGAAUUUUUCUGAUUUGUUGCGUUAUUUUUUUAUGCAUAUAUAAUAAAUAUAUAUGCUUUUAUGAUGAGCAUUAGUUUUCAUGUAAGGAGUUGAGAUUAACUUCUUACAAACUUUAAAUUGCUGUAAAAUGCUGAUUAAAGCUUUUUCACCUAUAAUAUUAAAUGUAUGAUAUUUUAUUUCGAUUGAUUUUUAGACUGUUUAUUUGAUUUUCAAUCAUAUUUAUGAUUAAAUGGAAUCCUAAUGUUUGCAUGCAAUAUUUUAUAAAUGAGUAAUAGUAGGUUGAUUUGCAGAAUUAAUGUACAUACUAACUAUUCGUUAUUAGUUAUUCAAUUUUUAAAA
Bolinopsis microptera is the source of this 1829-nucleotide messenger RNA. RefSeq names its product tetratricopeptide repeat protein 38-like. The transcript has a single exon. Gene Ontology annotation, molecular function: protein binding. The record is from RefSeq and is a predicted model, not a curated record. Lineage: Eukaryota; Metazoa; Ctenophora; Tentaculata; Lobata; Bolinopsidae. Bases 6 to 1412 code for a protein of 468 amino acids.